GGCGGCGCGGUGCAGCGCGGGACAGCCCGAGCCACGCAGGAGGAUGGAACCCAGCAUGAACCUCCUGCACGACGCGGGCAUCCAGGCCACGCACUGGCUGCAGGAGCACUUCCGCGGCUCCCAGGACUUGUUCCUCUUCAUCUCCUUCGCUGCCGACCUCAGGAACGCUUUCUUUGUCCUCUUCCCCAUCUGGUUCCACUCCAACGAGGCCGUGGGCAUCAGGCUCAUCUGGGUGGCCGUGAUCGGCGACUGGCUCAACCUCGUCUUCAAGUGGAUCCUCUUUGGGGAAAGACCAUACUGGUGGGUCCAUGAGACAGAUUAUUACAGCAACGCCUCUGCCCCAGCCAUCCAGCAGUUCCCACUCACCUGCGAGACCGGCCCCGGGAGCCCCUCCGGACACGCCAUGGGUGCAGCAGGCGUGUAUUAUGUCAUGGUGACAGCCCUCCUCUCCGCUGCCAUGGGGAAGAAGCAGUUGAAGACACUCAAAUACUGGGUGCUGUGGACAGUGCUGUGGAUGGGGUUCUGGGCGGUCCAGGUCUGUGUCUGCCUGUCCCGAGUCUUCAUUGCUGCCCACUUCCCCCAUCAGGUCAUCGCAGGGGUUAUCUCAGGGAUGGCCGUGGCCAAGAGCUUCCAGCACGUCCGCUGCAUCUACCACGCCAGCCUCCGCCGCUACGUGGGCAUCACCUUCUUCCUCUUCAGCUUCGCCCUUGGCUUCUACCUGCUGCUGCGGGCGGUCGGCGUGGACCUGCUCUGGACACUGGAAAAGGCACAGAAGUGGUGCAAGCGCCCCGAGUGGGUCCACAUCGACACCACCCCCUUCGCCAGCCUCCUCCGUAACCUGGGCAUCCUCUUCGGGCUGGGGCUGGCCCUCAACUCCCACAUGUACCUGGAGAGCUGCCGGGGGAAGCAGGGCCAGCGGCUGCCGUUCCGCCUGGGCUGCGCCGCUGCCUCCCUCCUCAUCCUGCACCUCUUCGAUGCCUUCAAGCUGCCCUCCCACAUGCAACUGCUCUUCUACGUCCUCUCGUUCUGCAAGAGCGCAGCCGUGCCGCUGGCCACUGUCGGCCUCGUCCCUUACUGCAUCUCCCAGCUCCUGGCCACGCGGGACAAGAAGGCUGCGUAGGAACGGCCCUGCAGGUAACGGUGUGCCCGGGCUCUGGCCUCGGAGGCAGUCACAGACCGUGGAUGCACCCAGCACUGUUUGCUCCCCCUCUAAGCCUGCACAGACUGACUGCGGACAGGGAAGGUGCUGCCGGGCGGCUCCUGCAUGGACCCAUAGCGCUGGGCACGGUGUAGGCUCGGGUGGUCUGCGGCCAG
Molecule: messenger RNA, 1314 nt
Organism: Pezoporus occidentalis (night parrot)
Lineage: Eukaryota; Metazoa; Chordata; Aves; Psittaciformes; Psittacidae
Gene: G6PC1
Product: glucose-6-phosphatase catalytic subunit 1
Exons: 5
Coding region: 44-1120 (358 amino acids)
Biological process (GO): gluconeogenesis; glucose 6-phosphate metabolic process
Cellular component (GO): membrane
Molecular function (GO): glucose-6-phosphatase activity
Source: RefSeq, a predicted model, not a curated record